Anoplopoma fimbria (sablefish) is the source of this 2440-nucleotide messenger RNA. RefSeq names its product RAS (RAD and GEM)-like GTP binding 2 (gene rem2). Bases 158 to 1087 code for a protein of 309 amino acids. Gene Ontology annotation, cellular component: plasma membrane. The transcript is spliced from 5 exons. The record is from RefSeq and is a predicted model, not a curated record. Gene Ontology annotation, molecular function: calcium channel regulator activity; GTPase activity; GTP binding. NCBI's taxonomy places the organism in Eukaryota, Metazoa, Chordata, Actinopteri, Perciformes, Anoplopomatidae.
CAAGACGUGGCGCGUCUCUUGUGUGCGCCGCCUGUUACCGCCGCUGUGAACGCGAUGCCGGGUCUGCACCCAGCGCAGACGACCUGAACCGGGCGGCCGAGGCGGUUGUGACUACAUCACUUGUUCCAUUAAAGAGAAGACUCAUUGAUUGAUUACCAUGGCUGACCAGUACAGUAUGUUUCUCAGCACGGCACCUCCCCUCCGGCGUGGAAGCACACCCCUGCCUCUCAAACACCAGCUGCGGAGGGAAGAGGCCAUAUCUGAGGACUGUGAUUGGAUCCCGGGCAUCGAGGAGCCUGCCAUGUUGCCAAUCAGUGACACAGGGUUGCCCCAGGAUGAGUCCUUCAACCAAUCAGCAGCCGCCCAGUCGGCUUACCACAGCCACGGCGGGGCAUUGAAGAUAGUCUUACUGGGACAGAAUGGCGUGGGCAAGUCGUCGCUAGCCUUAUCUCUGGCCGGGCAGUCGGACAGAUCCCUCUCUAUAGACUCUGAAACGCAAGCAUGCGGUGAGGGCUACGAGUGCUCAGUGACAGUCGACGACGAGGACAGCAAGCUCAUCAUAUUUGACAACUGGAAACAGGACUUUUCCACUCUACAGUGUGAUGUGUGUAUCCUGGUCUUCUCAGUGACUGACAGGCGGAGUUUCCACCGCACUGCCCAGCUCCGCCUUCUCCUCAGGGAGUCCCAGCCACACACACCAAUCAUCCUGGUGGGCAACAAAAGCGACCUUGUCCGCUCCCGUGAAAUCAGCUCAGAAGAGGCCCAAUCCAGCAGCAUGAUGUUCGACUGCGUCUACAUGGAGCUCUCAGCCUCCCUGGACCAUGGUACCAACGAGCUGUUGGAGGCCGCAGUUCGGACCGCAAGGGGCGACUGCGUGGGACCCGGCUGGACUGACGGCGACCCCGGGGCAGGCCGCAGAGAGAGCCUGACCAGCCGGGCCAAGCGCUUCCUGUCUGGGCUGGUACCGCGCUCAUACGGUCGAGACCGAGACCGGGAUCGGGGCCGCUACCGGGAGAUGAGCCGCCACCGGGGCAGCAAGAUCCUCCGCCAGAAGUCCCGCUCCUGCCACGACCUCAGUGCACUGUGAAACACACACACAUGCAUACACACAGGAAAAGAGAUACACUGCCACAUAUGAACACACACAUACACGCCAGAUUGAAGGAUAUGGAUGAGGGGGAGGUUUAGAAGAGGGUAAAAUGGAAGAUAGUAGGGGUUUGCAGAUGACUAGAUGUAGCGACAAAGAAGGAAAUGGAGGAGACUGACAUGAGUGGGAAAAUUAGAGGGUUGGAAGGACAGAAAUUUAGCAUUGGCAGGUAAAGGUCGAGGAAGUUGAAGAGGGAGAUAAAGUGGUAGAGAAAGUUGGUCAGAUAGAGCCGAAAUCAGCAAGGAUUGCAGCUCGGAACCUUUGUGUUCUCCCUAUCAGUGAAAGCAAUUUUCAGAGAGAAAAUGGCCAGGUUGGAGAGAAGAACAGAGAAACAGAUAAGGAGGUGAGCUUGAUUUUCUGCUUUCAGCUCGGGGGAAUCAGUGAGCGCUCAUCACCUGAUGAGAACAGGAAAAAAAAUUAGCGACAGUGUAGAGAGUCACUUCUAGAUGCUGAUUGAAUGCUUACUGUGGCGAAACAGGAGGGUGGGGGGGUCACAAAUAAAUACACAUUCAAGUAGCACUAACUGAUUAUGUAGAGACUGAUAGCAAUCUAAUGUGUACCCUGUUUUAUAGCAUGCCGAGUAGACGAUCCAAGACGUGACCCUGUAGGUUUACAGUUACCGGGUUGACUGUACCUCAGUGGCCAAUAGCUAGCUAAUGCACAAUUCAGCUAGUGUCCUUAGCAAUGCCAUCUCAAAGGCAAGACCCUUUAUUUAUAAAAAAAUUAAAUAAAAAAAUGCACCUCUGGGCAAUCUUCACACUGCAUCCACCUUUUGUGUCCCGUACUGACUUUGAAGUGUUUUGAUGAUACCACCAAUGGCACAUGUUCAUCUGUGAUUUUUUUUAUACAAGGCUAAAAAAUAUCAGCGCCCAAGCCAUAUUUCCGCUGAAUGCAUCCUGAGCGUUCAGCACAAAGAACCCUUUACCGAAGUAUGUGGAGCGAAAGAAAAAAGGUCAAAGUGGCUAUGAGGAAUAAGACGUAAGCAGCGGAUUGACCGGACUGAACUUUUCUUCAAUAGAAGCUGAGUCACAGAACACUGGGGCGUUCUCGAGGCACAUGAGGACAAACAAGAGAAAACCUAAUCUACCUGUGGCUGUUUGAUGUUUUUUCAUUUUUUCUCUUUUUACCCACUGGCAUUGUUACGUGUUCAGAAGGAAGUCUGUGGGGGCUGGCAACACAAGUGACCCCAAAGAGAACGUUCUGGAAACGUUGCUUGGAUAUCUUGUCAAGCUCGAGGCAGCGUCACUGAUACAUGCUCACUCGUUUGUCACAGUCUACUAAGCACUCUCUUCU